AUGGAGAGGCAAAAGGCAAAAUUUGAGUGUGAACAAAGGGGCAACUUGAGCAACAACCAAGAAGGCAAGUUAGGAAAUUCUAGUAGCUCCAAUCAGAGUGGUAAUUCAGCACCUGUUUGUUCGGACUGUGGGAGAAAGCACCGGGAUGAUCUACCGGUUGUGAAAGAUUUUCUUGAUGUGUUUCCAGAAAAGUUGCCUGGGCGGUUAGUUAAUAGUGAAAUUGAAAUUGUAAUUGAUAUAAUGCCUGGUACUCAACCCAUAUCCAAAACUCCAUAUCGUCUAUCAAUUGCUGAAAUGAAAGAAUUGAAAGUACAGUUGCAAGAACAGCUUGGUAAGGGGUUUAUCCGGCCGAGCAUAUCACCAUGGGGUGCCCCUGUAUUGUUUGUAAAGAAGAAUGAUGAAACACUCCGUUUGUGUAUCGACUACAGGUUAUUAUCAGAGAUUUUUCAAAGACUUCUCCAAAAUAGCUAUACCAUUAACACAAUUGACCCGGAAGCAAUGGGUACAGAGUUGAGAUUUAGCAUAACCCUUCAUCCAAAAAUCGAUGAGCAAACCGAGAGAACUAUCCAAACUUCUUUGGUUCCGAUAACUGGGGCUUUUCUCGCUUCUUAUUACGACAAGUACCCCUUCACUCCUCUCUCCGAUGUCUCUCGCCUCACGAUUGAAAUUCGCUCUGUGGCCAGCGAUUUGUGCAAGGAUUUCUCGGCCAUUGAAGAUUGGAGAUUUGAUAUGGACUUGUUUGGAUAUGUUUGGAUAUUAGUAGACAUGUUUUUUGGGGAUAUUAGAAGACAUGUUUAUAAUCCGCAUGCAGUUCAUAUUGUUAUUGCACAGAUUUUGGAAAGGCUUGGUCUCAUUGCUUAUGAUAUUGCUUUACCGUCGGGAAUAGAGCAAAUACACAACGUUUUCCAUGUAUCAAUGCUUCAUGAAUGUCUUAGAGAUCCGUUUCAUAUAAGUGACUACCACCGAAUAGCCUUAGAUGGUGAUAUGAGAUACCAGGAAUGGCCAGUACUGAUCCUUGAUCGGCAAGUGAAGCAACUAAGGAAUAAAUCUAUCCCAAUGGUGAAAGUAGAAUGGAGGGAACAGUACGGGAAAGAGGCUACCUGGGAAAAAGAAGAAGAAAUGCAGCAACUAUACCAGUAUCUGUUUCCAAAUAGGGAUAACUUAAGCAUGGAGAACCACACUUCUUACGAGAGGAAGACUUUUUAUUGCCGACUUAGAAUUCGAAAUUGA
Camellia sinensis is the source of this 1230-nucleotide messenger RNA. Lineage: Eukaryota; Viridiplantae; Streptophyta; Magnoliopsida; Ericales; Theaceae. The record is from RefSeq and is a predicted model, not a curated record.